Messenger RNA from Talpa occidentalis (Iberian mole), 3691 nucleotides. RefSeq names its product regulator of G protein signaling like 1 (gene RGSL1). The transcript is spliced from 22 exons. The record is from RefSeq and is a predicted model, not a curated record. Bases 65 to 3394 code for a protein of 1109 amino acids. NCBI's taxonomy places the organism in Eukaryota, Metazoa, Chordata, Mammalia, Eulipotyphla, Talpidae.
GGUUCUGUUGACUGGGGGAUAAUUCUCUCCUAAUCAAUCACAGGGGCAGGAAGGACAUGGUAACAUGAGCAACGUAGAGAUAAUUGGUUCUACAAAUCUUAUAAUUCUGCUAGAGGAUGAAGUCUUUGCUGAUUUUUUCAACACAUUUCUCUCUCUUCCGGUCUUUGGUCAAACACCAUUUUACACUGUUGAAAAUUCAGAGUGGAGCUUGUGGCCAGAACUACCAUAUGACUUGAUUGCAAAGUACAAAGGAUUAUUGACCUGGUUGGAAAAAUUCCGGUUACCUUUCUUCUGUAAAACCAACUUGUGUUUCCAUUACAUUCUCUGUCAGGAAUUCAUCAGUUUCAUUAAGUCCACAGAAGGAGCCAAGAUGAUGAAAUGGGAAAAGGCAGACCAGUGGCUACUCCAGAAAUGUGUCGGUGGAGUCAGGGGCAUGUGGCGCUUCUGUACGUACCUCAAGGGCAGCGCAGGUGAAGAGCUUGUAGAUUUCUGGAUCCUUGCUGAGAAGAUCCUGAGCAUAGAUGAGAUGGACCUGAAAGUGAGAGACCACUACCUGUCCCUCCUCUUCGUGCUGAAGGCCACCCACCUGCAGGAGGGCUCCCGGGUGGUGACACUCUGCAACAUGAACAUCAAGGCCCUCCUUAAUCUGUCUAUCUGGCAUCCCAACCAGUCAAUCACCAGGAGAGAAAUUCUGAGUCACAUGCAGAAAGUGGCUCUGUUCAAACUCCAGAGCUAUUGGCUCCCCAACUUUUACACCCAUGCCAAGAUGAUGAUGGCCAAGGAAGAAUCGUGCCAGGGUCUGAUGCAGGAGUAUGAGACUCGCCUGUGCAGUGUUUGCUGCUCCCAUGAUGGAGGGCUCCCCCUGAGCAUGAGCAUAAAGAAUUGCCAACACCCUCAGAAAUGGUACUCAAGCAGGAAGACCAAGAAGAAGAUGAGGCAGUUGAUUGACCAUGAUUCUUGGCCCCUGGAAAUGGAUCUCAAGUCAAACACCACCAUUAGGCCUCCCCAGGAGGUAUGUCCUCAAGAGACGAUGAGACUACAAAUGACUUCCUUGAAGGUAGUUUCUUCAAAGGAGAAAAAAAUUAGCUCUCAAGAAAAGGAUAUACCCUGUGCCAGGAAGUCCAAUGUAAAGAAGAAAGUUAAGAGUAACCUCCAAUUGGAGGGCCUCUUUGAGGAGGACUUCUUGGCCCACUUGAGGGCUGUCACCCCCAUCAUCAAUCACACCACCCCAGUGACUUUCAAGAGAGCCAUCAAACAAAACUUCUCCUUGGGGUACAUCCACUGGGCCUUGUGUGCUGAUGCCUGUGCCGGGAGUCCCUUCCGUCACCACCUGAAGAAGCAGGACUUGAAAGUGGAGAUCCAACUCCUGGAUCUCUGGCAGGACCUGCACCAUUUCCUCAGUGUCCUGAUGAGGAACAGGAAGACUGGGAAUGCUGUCUUUCGACACAUGCUGGGCAACAGAAUCUGUGAGCUUUAUCUGAAUGAGCAGAUUGGUCCACCCCUACCACUCAAAUCUCGAACCAUUCAAGGUUUGAAGGAGUUGCUCCCUUUUGGGGAUGUGAACCCCUGGAUUCCCAGAGCUCAGAAGGAGAUCUGCAAGAUGCUCAACUGCUGGUAUGAUGAAUUCCUGGAUGAAGAGGACUACUGGUUUCUCAGUUUUGCAACUCAGACCCCUUUCAUCAGAACCAAUUGGCAUAGAAAAGAAUGUAUAAGCAAGGAAGAGAUCAUUCUUCUUUAUAAGAGGUUUGAGGAAUCUCUGGAGUUAAGCCAGGGUUUGGCUGACAUGGAGGGAAUGGAUUCUAUGCAGUGGCAAAAGAUAGCUACUGAAGAUUUGAGGCAAGGUGGGUCUCUCCAGGUAGAACUGAAGUCUCCAGUGUUUCUAGCAGAUACAGAGAAAAUGUCCUUUGAGGAGCUCUGCUAUAAAUAUCCAAAAUUGGCCAUAGAGAAGAUCAGCAAUGACUACAAAAUAUAUUGUGAAAAAGCACCUAAAGUGGAUUUUUCAGUGGAAAUUAUCAAAGAACCAAGGAUAAUCUCACUCUCGUCUAGGAAAUCGUCCUUUGUCAAAAAGGGUGAUAUAAGGAAGCCCUCAACAAGACCUGAAAGCAUGGAAGAAAUUCUCAUAAAUACAAACCACUUGGAGUGCUUCAGGGAGUUCCUCAGAGAACGAAAGGCAGAAACCCCAUUGUUACUCCUGAUAGCCAUACAGAGGUUCAGUACAGAGAAAAAUGAAAAGAUUCAAAAGUCUCUCUUUGAAAACAUAGUCAAGACUUUCCUCCAUGGCAGAUUACCUCCUGAAGAAAUGCUGCAGUGCAAUAUCCCUUUUAUCAGAGAAAUCAUUCAUAAGCGCGGCGUCAGCGUAGCCACAUUGUUUAUGCUCCAGACCUAUGUCAUGAAAUCUCUAGAAGAAAAGUGGUUUAAAGAAUACCAAGACUUAUUCCCACUUCAUCAUUCAGAGAUGCAAGUCGAAAUAAAACCUCCACCUAGGAAGCUCUCAAAGAUAGUAGUAAUCCAUCUACAUCAAUCCCAGAAAAAAUGGUGGCUGAAAUUGAUCAGUUUCAUCAGGAGCUUUUGUAAAUACCGCAAAUUUAUGUCUGAUCCGAGUAAGCGCCAGGAAUUGGAAGACUAUCUUCGCUUGGAAGUAUUUAAUAACAAGGAAAAUUACCCCACCUCACCAAAUGUAUCAGGACGCCAGACAACAGUUUCCACAAAUAUCCGGGUCUCAGAACAGGAGAAUGGUGAUAUAACCCUUGUGAAGCGUCGAAUUCUUGGCCAUAGAAUUGUCAUUGUCAACUUUUUAAUCAAUGAUAUGUAUUUCCUUUCGGAAAUGGAGAAAUUUAACAAUUUGGUGAGUUCAGCACUUGUGCUGCAAGUCAACCGGGCAUACAAUGAGAAUGAUUUGAUCCUAAUGAAGUCCAAAAUUAGCAUCAUCAUAAAGCUCUACCUGCAUGCUGAGUUCUCUCCAAAGCUGAGGGUGAACAUCUCUGAGUCCCAGAAGGAUGCCAUCCUUGCUGCCAUUGCAGAGGGCCACCUAAGUCGGAACAUCUUCUACGGGCCUAUCAUGUCUCUCUUCCCUGUCAUUAUGUACUUCUGGAAAAGGUUUUGUUCCUGGAAGGCGAUCCGUUCUUAUUUCCAGUACAGGGGGAAGAAGGUCAAGGAGAGAAGAGGUUUUCCUAAACCUGUGUACAAGUACCCUCCGUUGAGUGGAGGAGACAACCCCAUCUUAAGAUUCACCUUGCUCAGAGGGGUUGAGUGGUUUCGGCCUCAACAACGUGACAUAAUAGCAGUCCAAAAUUCUUCAUCAAGCAACAUGACCCUGACAAGAAAUGGGCUCUCCAACAUGCACUUGUAUCCUGUCAUCGGGAGAUUAACACAACCCAUUCAGACUAAAGAAUGACAAAAAGAUGCAGAGGAAAAUAGAGCAAGAAAACGGAAAGAGAUCUGUCUUCCCCCCCUCAGGAGCCUUUUCAGUUUUGUGUCGGGGAGUGACACAAAAGUAUAAGAAGACAUACAAUGUCUUUUCCUUUCUACAAAAGUAUAAAAAGACAUCUGAUGUUCAUGCUGAGUGCCUCCAACUAACCCAAGUGUUGCUGAAGAGGAGGGGGCAGCUCGGGUGUGCAGGAUGUGUGCAGGAGAGCCAGUCCUCACCCCUACACUUCAGCCAGCGCUGCAGUUCAUUGGCCAGAAUAAAGAG